Molecule: messenger RNA, 532 nt
Organism: Orycteropus afer afer
Lineage: Eukaryota; Metazoa; Chordata; Mammalia; Tubulidentata; Orycteropodidae
Source: RefSeq, a predicted model, not a curated record
AUGUCACGGCUCCCCAAGCUCGCAGUUUUUGACCUGGAUUACACGCUCUGGCCUUUCUGGGUUGACACGCACGUAGACCCACCGUUCCACCGCAGCAGUGAUGGAGCUGUACGAGAUAGCCGAGGUCGGAUUGUCCGACUGUACCCAGACGUGCCCAAGAUCCUGGAACGACUGCAGAGCAUGGGGGUGCCAGUCGCAGCUGCUUCCCGGACAGGUGAGAUUGAAGGGGCCAACCAGCUGCUGGAGCUCUUUGACCUAGUCAGAUACUUUGUUCAGCUGGAAAUCUAUCCAGGCAGCAAGGUCACACACUUUCAGAGGUUGCGGCAGAAGACUGGAGUUGCUUUCUCCCAGAUGAUCUUCUUUGAUGAUGAGAAGCGGAAUAUUGUGGACGUCAGCAAACUGGGUGUUACCUGUGUUCAUGUCCAGAAUGGAAUGAAUCUUCAAACUCUAACUCAAGGGUUAGAGACAUUUGCAAAGGCCCAAGUUGGGCCCUGAGGCCCAACCCUGUAGAUGAAUCUCAUUUGAAGCAUAA